CUUCAUAUAUCCUUCCGACUCUUACGCCACCGUGGGUUCGUUAUCAGUACCCAUCUACAUCCAUUCGCUCGGAGUCAGUUCGUCAAUUCGCCAAUACCGUCAAAAUGGUUGCUAUGUACACCGUCUUCGGCCGCCAGGUCGGCUCGCACUACCUUGCAAUGGGCGUUCUCGCCGCCCUGUUCGGCGGCACCUACCUUGGAGUAAAGGGUGGUGGAAGCAAGAAGACUGCCACAACACCUCCCAUCAACGCAUCGACCCCCGACGAGGCCGACUUCAUCCAGAACUUCUUGAAGCAGGCUGAUGCGGACGAAAAGGCGAAGCACUAGACUUGGUUAGGCAGCAUAUCGGCCUGGAAUAUUGGUCGACUGUACAUAUAGAUAUGGUCACAAUGAGAGCAGCCAACAUGCGAUAGAGCAUUGAUACCUGCUCAAGAUUCCGAUCCAUGAGAGGUCUUUCUGUGAUAUUCUUGAGGACUUCAUGUCUCCAAACGACAUAGUUGGAAUAAACGAUAUCAUCCAUUCAC
Annulohypoxylon truncatum is the source of this 523-nucleotide messenger RNA. RefSeq lists its product as uncharacterized. NCBI's taxonomy places the organism in Eukaryota, Fungi, Ascomycota, Sordariomycetes, Xylariales, Hypoxylaceae. The transcript is spliced from 3 exons. Gene Ontology annotation, biological process: proton motive force-driven ATP synthesis. Bases 105 to 326 code for a protein of 73 amino acids. The record is from RefSeq and is a predicted model, not a curated record.